Messenger RNA from Penicillium argentinense, 1146 nucleotides. Its product is annotated as putative UV excision repair protein (RadW). The transcript is spliced from 7 exons. The coding region runs from base 1 to 1146 and encodes 381 amino acids. Gene Ontology annotation, biological process: proteasome-mediated ubiquitin-dependent protein catabolic process; nucleotide-excision repair. The record is from RefSeq and is a predicted model, not a curated record. Gene Ontology annotation, molecular function: damaged DNA binding; ubiquitin binding; polyubiquitin modification-dependent protein binding. Gene Ontology annotation, cellular component: nucleoplasm; cytosol. NCBI's taxonomy places the organism in Eukaryota, Fungi, Ascomycota, Eurotiomycetes, Eurotiales, Aspergillaceae.
AUGAAGCUCACUUUCAAGGAUCUGAAGCAAGAGAAGUUCGUAAUCGAGGUCGAGCCCUCCGAGACCGUUCGUGAAGUCAAGCAGAAGAUCGCUCAAGAGAAAGGCGAAUAUGAGGCGGAACGUAUGAAGGUGAUCUAUUCGGGCAAGAUUCUCCAGGAUGACAAGACCGUCGAAUCUUACAACAUCCAAGAGAAGGAUUUCCUAGUCUGCCUGCCCUCGAAGGGCCCCAAGCCUGCUGCUUCUGCUUCCUCUGCUGUUUCUGCUUCCUCUGCUGCGCCCGCCACCCCAGCUCCCCGAACUCCUGCUGCGACCCCGGCUGCUCCUGCGCCCGCCGCUCCGGCUCCUGCUAGCUCGACUCCCGUUGUCCCUGCGACUCCUACUCCUGCUGGUGCCCAGGCCCAGCCCGCCGCCUUUGGCGAUCCUUCUGCGUUGGCCAUGGGCUCUGCGGCCGAGGGUGCUGUGACGGAGAUGGAGGCGAUGGGUUUUGCCCGCAGCGACAUUGACCGCGCCAUGCGGGCGGCUUUCUACAACCCGGACCGUGCUAUUGAUUAUCUUUUGAACGGUAUCCCCGAAAACAUCCAACGCGAGCAGCAACAGGCCCAACAACAACAGCAGCAAGACCGCACCCCUGCCCCUGCUCCCGCCCCCUCCGCCGAAGACGCCGCCGCCGCUGCCGCUCUGGGCGGUGACGAGGGUUUCAACAUGUUCGAGGCGGCCGCACAGGCCGGUGAGGGCGGUGGUCGUGGAAACCGGUCCGGCGGUGGCGAAUCCCUCGCCAAUCUGGACUUCCUCCGUCAAAACCCCCAUUUCCAGCAGUUGCGGCAGCUCGUCCAGCAGCAGCCGCACAUGCUCGAACCAAUUUUGCAACAGGUUGCCGCCGGUAACCCCCAAAUUGCCCAGAUCAUCGGCCAAAACUCCGAUCAGUUCCUGCAACUUCUGAGUGAGGACCUUGAGGAUGAUGAGGCUGCGCUGCCGCCGGGUACACAGGCUAUUUCUGUAACGGAGGAGGAGCGGGAUGCUAUUGAGCGGCUCUGCCGACUCGGCUUCCCCCGCGAUUCCGUCAUCCAGGCCUACUUCGCCUGCGACAAAAACGAGGAACUAGCCGCCAACUUUCUCUUCGACCAGCCGGAUGACGAUGAGGAGUAA